This is a messenger RNA of Anopheles coustani, 1485 nucleotides long. It is a transcript of the gene Sas-6, whose product is annotated as spindle assembly abnormal protein 6 homolog. Gene Ontology annotation, biological process: centriole replication. NCBI's taxonomy places the organism in Eukaryota, Metazoa, Arthropoda, Insecta, Diptera, Culicidae. The record is from RefSeq and is a predicted model, not a curated record. The coding region runs from base 51 to 1430 and encodes 459 amino acids. The transcript is spliced from 3 exons. Gene Ontology annotation, cellular component: centriole; centrosome.
GCCGUCUUUGCAGAAUUGUUUUGCCGAUAAUACAACAACUAAGUAUCGUAAUGGACACAACUUUUGUAAACAGUGACCUUCGGAGGAGUGUAAAAGUAUUGUUUCCAAUGGUUCCUUUGCUUGUGAGCGUAGAAAAUUCCGGAAUAGGAACGAUGAAGAAGUUUCAUAUCAUUGUUGAAAAGAUGGAUUCACAAAAUCUUGUCCAAAUCCGAAUGACUGAAGAUAUAGACCAUUCCAAAAUGUAUGUAAGCACAAUUGAUAACGCGGGAUACGAAACGAUAAGAGUAGAGCAAUCGCUGCAUGUCACCUUUCAAGGAUUUAUCGAUCAUCUCAUUAAAAUCCUCGAUAACUGCAGGCGAAACGAACUUCAUCUCGCUUUGCUCGGUGAACAAGAUGGGCAAAAGCUGCAAAUAUUCGAGAAGAGUUCGUUUAAAAACUUAACUCAUUUAUUUCUUACUAUGGAAAAAGCUUCCACCGAAACUGUGCUCUACCAUAUCAAUCAAACGCUGCAAACCUUACAAGAACAAACAAACUUAUAUUCAUCUCAAGUUCAUCAAUAUAAGAAUGAAAUGAAUGCCAAAAAUAAUGCUCUUGAUAAAUUGCAGAACGAGGUACGUUACUUAAACGAAAAGAUAGUGGAACAAGAAAAUUUGAUAUUUAGUAGAAACACUGAAGAAAUGAAUCGACUGCACCAAACAAUCAAACAUUUAACAGAGAGCAAGGACUUAGAAGAGAAGCGAUAUCGGACAAUCAUCAGCGGAAUGCAAGAAAAAAUUGAUCAGAUCACAGAGCGAAUGGCCUAUGAAACGAAACGGCUAGAAACUAUUCAGGAAGAAAAUGUAUCCCUUCGUAAUCAAAACACUCAACUGAGAGAAGAAGGUGACCGUUUGAAAAGUGAUUUGUCGAAGCAAAAAAAUCGAGAUUGCAAAGUUGAAGCUUCCCUUCUAGAAUUGAAACGCCAACUAUCGGAGGUGCAAAGCAAGAUGAAAGUCGCAGAAAAGCAGCGUUCCGAAUUAGAAGCAGAGUUGGUAGCAGAGAAAAACAUUUGUCAAACAAAAAAACAUGCCCUCCAACUAACAACAGAUGAGCUAGCUAACGCAUCAUCUGUUAUCAGUAAUCUUAAUAAGGAAAACAUGAAAUUGAAAAGCAAAAUCGAUCUUCGCACAGAAAUUGCUAUACGUCAAGAAAAAAUACUAAAGGAGAAAGAAAAACAGUUGGUCGAGCUAAGCAAUACCGUAGCUGCCAUACAGCAAGAGCACAUAAGAAAUCGGACAUCUAAUGUAGAAUAUGCUCAAACAGUCAAACGCAUCAAGGAAACUGCUGAUAUAAUAGAGGAAAAGUAUCGACGAAAAAUCAACGACACGAUAUUGAAGAUUUCCGGUAAUCAACAAGCCGAAGCUGUGUCCGUUUUAGCAAUUCAAAACAACUAGGCGUAAUAAAAUGCUUAUCUUGUUACAAGAACAUAAUGGUUUAUUGUAAUUUUGA